GAAACUCACCCACAAAUCGUAGGCUUGAAUUUAAUGCUUGUUGAUGAGUUGCUUGAGGUUGGACCCACAAAUUUAUUAACCCAUUUGGCCCACUGUUUUUUUAAUGAUCCCUGUGGAAUUUGCUAAUCGAAUGUUAGAUUUGCACUGGCAUUGGAAAACAUGGUUGGGAUUGUGGCAACUUCCAAACCAAUUUGGCUCCCAUUCCCAUCAUCACCCACCAUACCCAUUUCCUUGAAUUCCGACUCCAUCACCUGUUUUCCAGGCAUAAGCCUACCAAACCCUAGAUCAGUAUUGCACAAGACUCAUUCUUUUCCUCCCUUAUCCACAUUUUCUGCCCAAAAGGACUACUUUUUCCGCACCCACUUCUCACCCAAAGCUGCUGCUGCUGCUUCUUCUUCUUCUUCAGUUGGAAGUCCAGAAUCCACAGAGGAACCUGCCACCAAUGUGAAAUUCCUGACAUUAUUAAGCCUCCCAGGUUGCUCAAGCCUAUUAUCAUUACUUGGAACCGGAUACAGGGAGAAAGUUUUUGCAAUUAUUGGUGUUAAGGUCUAUGCUGCAGGACUGUAUACGAACCAAUCUAUUUUAAGUGGAUUAGAUGCAUGGAAAGGACAGUCAUCUCAAGUAAUACAAGAGGAUUCAUCUUUGUUUAACACAAUAUUCCAGGCUCGCCUGGAGAAAGCAUUGCAGAUUGUUUUGGUAAGAGAUCUUGAUGGUAAAACGUUCUGGGAUGCAUUGGAUGAUGCCAUCUCACCAAGAAUCAAGUCGCCCACUCCAGUUGAUGAAUCAGCUCUCUCGACAUUUCGUAGCAUCUUCCAAGGGAGACCUCUUAAGAAAGGGACUUACAUAUUUUUGACUUGGCUUGACCCAACUAAAAUGCUUGUUUCUGUCUCAUCUGGUGGUUUACCUUCUGCCGUGGACGCGACAAUCGAGUCAAUGAAUGUAACUUCGGCUCUAUUCGAUGUAUUUUUUGGGAGUGAUCCGGUAUCUCCUUCUUUGAAAGCUGCAGUUUCCAGCGGGUUGGCAACAAUGCUCAAGUAAAUUUAUUUGCAUGUUUGUUUUCAGUGUUUCUCCUUCAUGUGUGAGAUAGAGUAAUCUUUUUGAUAAAUUUUAUGUAUGUGAGUUCACGGAGUUGUUGUAUGUCGUUUUGUAUAUACUGAGCUUAAAAAUAGUAGCAUUAUGCUUCUCCAUUA
Rhododendron vialii is the source of this 1190-nucleotide messenger RNA. RefSeq names its product fatty-acid-binding protein 3, chloroplastic. The record is from RefSeq and is a predicted model, not a curated record. Bases 160 to 1038 code for a protein of 292 amino acids. Gene Ontology annotation, biological process: fatty acid metabolic process. Gene Ontology annotation, cellular component: chloroplast stroma. The transcript is spliced from 5 exons. Gene Ontology annotation, molecular function: intramolecular lyase activity; fatty acid binding. NCBI's taxonomy places the organism in Eukaryota, Viridiplantae, Streptophyta, Magnoliopsida, Ericales, Ericaceae.